UACAGCUUCGGAUCAUCAUCAUCACUCAAACAGAAGAGAGAGAGACAGAAAGUGAUAAACGGAGUUUAGAGAGAGAGUGAGAGUGAGUGACUUACAGAGCUCAGCUCUAGGAACUAUGCAAUCCGAUAAGGACUUGUGCUGCUAACACACAGAGAGUGAGUGGUCUCCUCCUCUGCGCCUGCUGUGACCGCUCUUUAGUUCCCAAGAAACUGUUCGUCAUUUUGAGCUCAAUUUUGGGUUCUUCUGAUUCUCAUCUCUGCCUUCUAGCUGUUCAAGCAAGGGGAGAGUUUGAAUCUUUUCAAAAAUUGCUAGGUGAAAAACUUUGGCAUAUUGAGUAUUGGGGGUCAAAUUUUCUUGUGAAAGAUUUUGGAGAGGAAUUUGAAGUAAAUGCAUGGAUCGAGGGGACCAUAUGGCGUUAUCUGGGUCUGCGUCUUACUAUAUGCAGAGAGGGCUUGCUGGUGCUGGGGCACAACCUGAGUUACAUGGUUCCCCGGGCAUUCGUCCUCUGUCCAAUCCCAAUCUGCCAUUUCAACCUGGCAUUGGAGGUGGCGCCGCCAUUGGAUCCACGUUACCUGUAGAAUCUUCAGCAAUUUCACCUCAUGGUGUCAAUGUGGGUGCUCCUCCUGGUGCACCGCCGGGAGAACCUGUCAAAAGGAAGAGAGGAAGGCCUAGGAAAUAUGGUCCGGAUGGAAGUGUAUCAUUGGCCUUGACUCCAUCUUCUGGUCAUCUCAGUGGAGCAUUGACGCAAAGCCAGAAGCGAGGUAGAGGCCGUCCUCCGGGAUCUGGAAAGAAACAGCAGUUGGCCUCUCUUGGUGAAUUGAUGUCUGGUUCAGCGGGGAUGGGCUUUACUCCUCAUAUCAUCACCAUUGCAGUUGGAGAAGACAUUGCAACAAAAAUAAUGGCAUUUUCUCAGCAAGGACCUAGAGCCGUAUGCAUUUUGUCGGCAAACGGUGCUGUCUCUAAUGUGACGCUUCGACAGCCUUCAAGUUCAGGUGGCACGGUCACAUACGAGGGGCGUUUUGAGAUAUUGUGCCUAUCGGGCUCUUAUUUGCUCACUGAAAGUGGUGGCUCUCGCAAUCGAACUGGUAGUCUUAGUGUUUCGCUAGCCAGUCCUGAUGGCCGUGUCAUUGGUGGUGGGGUUGGUGGAUUGUUGAUUGCAGCAAGUCCUGUUCAGGUGAUAGUUGGGAGCUUCAUAUGGGGUGGAUCAAAGACAAAGAGCAAGAAAAAGGAGGUUGCACAAGAAGCAGAAGUAGCCAUGGAAUCAGAUCAUCAUCAUCAUCAGCAGCAGCAGCAGCAAGCGGUUCAUAAUCCACCUGCAUUGAACAGCAUUUCACCUAAUCAAAAUCUCACCCAAGCUUCAUCUAUGAGUUCCUGGCCUCCUGCUUCUCGUCAAUUGGACAUGCGUAAUUCCCAUGUUGACAUUGAUUUAAUGCGUGGGUGAUAUGUCAUAUAAUGAUAUACACUACUGUGCCGCAGUGUACAUAUGUUUCAGAAGGAAUUCUUGAUCACUCAUCUAAUCUUGUUGUGGUAGUAACAACAGAACGGUAAGAAUCAACAGAGGAGUAGAAGCAAGCUGACUCGCGGAACUGAUAAGUGUUUCACUUUUCCACCUCAUGAUUGUUGCACUCAUAUUCUUGUAGCUUUGAGGAAUUUACGAUUUGAAGAUCUCAAGUUCCAUGACAUUGUAUUUAUUUUUCUUCCUUGACAAGCUGGAGACUUGGCUAAAUGAUCAUUUUCUUUCCCUCCCUUUGCGUGA
Molecule: messenger RNA, 1756 nt
Organism: Neltuma alba
Lineage: Eukaryota; Viridiplantae; Streptophyta; Magnoliopsida; Fabales; Fabaceae
Product: AT-hook motif nuclear-localized protein 9
Exons: 7
Coding region: 392-1441 (349 amino acids)
Molecular function (GO): minor groove of adenine-thymine-rich DNA binding
Source: RefSeq, a predicted model, not a curated record